CAACAACAUUUGAAAAUAGCAGGAGCAGGUCGCUCUUGACAAGGAUAGGAGGAACCUCCCUUUGUGGACUCUUAAUCUCUCAAACUCCAACUGUUCUGAAUUUCUUCCUUUCUCUUCUCCCCCCAUGCAUCAACUUCUAUCCUUCAUCCAUUACGAUUCUUCCCCAACUAUAUUGGGAGUUUCGACCAUUCUCUGCGGAAUCCUUCUCUAUACCGUCAGCAAGAUGCUCGGCUUCGGAUCUCGUAAUCAUUUCGUUGUUGAGGGCAGGACCGCAGUGAUCACUGGCGGCUCCGAGGGCAUGGGUAAGGCAGUUGCUUGCCAGCUGGCUGAAAUGGGGGCCAACGUCGUGAUUGUGGCACGAACUGCUUCCAAGCUUCAGGCUGCGCUUGAGACCAUGAAGCGAGUGGCGGACAAUGUUGAGCGGCAAAGGUUCCACUACAUCAGUGCGGACUUGAGCGACCCUGCAGAGUGCCAACGUAUCAUGGCCGAGGUCACCGAAUGGAACGAUGGACAAGAGCCUGAUAUCGUCUGGUGCUGCGCCGGAUACUGCCAUCCUGGGUUCUUCACCGAGACAUCCAUCAAGUCGCUACGGGACCAGAUGGAUACCGUGUACUGGACUGCAGCCAACACGGCCCAUGCCACUCUGCAGCGGUGGCUUACCCCUAUCAGCCCGAGUCGGCAAGCUCCAAUUCCAACCAGACACCUCAUCUUCACCUGCUCCACGCUCGCCUUCGUGCCUAUUGCGGGCUACGCUCCCUACUCCCCAGCCAAGGCGGCUAUUCGCUCUUUGUCCGACACUCUCUGCCAGGAAAUUGAGAUCUACAAUGGUUCUCGUACCUCCAAGGCACGCUGCGAGGCUCCAGCUGCAGAUGUCAAGAUUCACACGGUCUUCCCGAUGGGGAUCUUGAGCCCAGGCUUCGACAACGAACAGAAACUCAAACCAGCUUUGACUAAGCAGCUGGAGGAGGCCGACAAGCCACAGUCCCCUCAGGAGGUUGCAGGCAUCGCGAUUAGUGCCCUUGAGCGAGGCGAAUACUUGAUUACGACGAUGUUCGUGGGCGACCUCAUGAAAGGGUCGGCUCUUGGACCCAGCCCACGGAACUCCAUCAUAAAAGACACAUUGACAGGUUGGCUCAGUAACUUGGUCUUCCCUGGAGUGAUUUUCGACCUCCGACGGAAGGCCUGGAAGUGGGGAGUGAAGAACGGUCUUCCCACCAACCCUGAUGGCAAUUGAAGUGUCGUGCUGUUUGCCCUGCUUUGAGUCCUUGUUGCCUGGUCUAUGUCCUAGAUACCCGGAGCUGCGUUCCCCAUUCUUGCAGCCAUUAUUAUCUUCAUUCCUAAAGAACAUGUACAUAUAGCCGUAGUCUUAAUCCAU
Aspergillus aculeatinus CBS 121060 is the source of this 1375-nucleotide messenger RNA. It is a transcript of the gene ksrA, whose product is annotated as 3-dehydrosphinganine reductase. Gene Ontology annotation, molecular function: 3-dehydrosphinganine reductase activity. The record is from RefSeq and is a predicted model, not a curated record. Lineage: Eukaryota; Fungi; Ascomycota; Eurotiomycetes; Eurotiales; Aspergillaceae. Gene Ontology annotation, biological process: sphingolipid biosynthetic process. Bases 125 to 1234 code for a protein of 369 amino acids. Gene Ontology annotation, cellular component: endoplasmic reticulum membrane. The transcript is spliced from 3 exons.